Ostrinia furnacalis (Asian corn borer) is the source of this 1409-nucleotide messenger RNA. Its product is annotated as leucine-rich melanocyte differentiation-associated protein. Bases 224 to 1024 code for a protein of 266 amino acids. The transcript has 6 exons. The record is from RefSeq and is a predicted model, not a curated record. NCBI's taxonomy places the organism in Eukaryota, Metazoa, Arthropoda, Insecta, Lepidoptera, Crambidae. Gene Ontology annotation, molecular function: protein binding.
AAAUUUUCUUAUCUUGGCAGUCAAUAGUAGACAGCAGAUAAAAGUUGGCUUGUGCUACAAUAACAUCAAGACAUUGGUAUUUAUUGAUAUCACAUGUUCCUCGUGAUCUGUCGAGGCUGCCUGCUUAUUAAUGUGAUUUACAAAGGCGUGUUAUUUAAAGUUACUUGGAGUUAUAUGAAAUCCUAAUGUAAAAAAGGGUUAAAUAAAUAAGUUUACAAAUACAAUGGCUGAAUCUUCAUCUCAUAACUUUAGCAAUUUUCCCAGCACGUCGUCGGGCACAGUUCACGCUGAUGAGGGAGUGAUUUCUGUAGACGUUUCCAAAGAAGAUCUAGUAGAUUCCAUCGGAGAGAUGUGCGACUCUUCGAUACCUCCUGAUUUGAUCAUGUCUACAGAAGGUGCCAUGGACCAAGACGAUCCAACAAGACUUACUUUAGCCUAUGAAAACUUGUACGAACUGCCUAGAACUAUUGUGGAACGAUUUGCGGACCAUAUCAGAUAUUUGGACAUCAGCCACAAUAAGAUUACAAACUUGGAUGCGCUGGUGCACUUCAAACAUCUGACGUCAUUAAUUGCCGACAGUAACCCCAUCACAGAAAACUGCUUUCUGCCUCCACUGCCCAAAUUAGAGCUGUUGUGGCUAAACCACUGCAAAAUUGCAUCCCUUUACCCAUGGGUGGGCAAGCUAAAGGAAUCAUGCCCCAAUCUCCAAUAUCUGUGUCUGAUGGGCAACCCUGCUGCGCCCAGCUACCUCAAUGGCGGAACAUUCUAUGAAUAUCUACAAUACAGACUUUUCGUCAUCUCCCAAUUCCCAACUCUCAACCACUUGGACGAUCGUAAAGUAACUGAGGACCAACAAAUCGAAGCUCAACGUUUAUACAAGAGGCCAUUCCUGGAGAGACUGGUCAAGCCAGGGUCCGGAGGCUUGAACAAGCUGGUCAACUCCACAGUGUCCUGGGGCAAUGUGCAAGGUAAACUCGCUUCCAUUUUGGGUAAGGAUCGGCAAAAUAGAAACUUGCUGAUAUAGUAGCUACUCUCAGAUUUUUAAUUCCAGUCAUUAAGUUGACAUUGGUCAUAAAGUUUGUGUCUAAUCAAAAAGGCAGCUAUUUCUAGUGGUUAUGAAUAAGUGAUGUUGUAUUUCUAUGACCCAAAUGUUAAUAAUAAUGACCUGAAUUAAAAACUGAGGUAACAUUUUGAACUGUUAUUUAACCUCAUCUUUAUUCGAUUUCGAAUUCGCUCAAUAUUAGAUUAAAAUUAUUUUAACCUAUGAAAUAGUAAUACGAAUAAUAAUAAUCGUCUACGCUUAUAUUAUACCUAAUCUUUAGCAUUCUAGAUAAGUUGUGAUAAAUUUUGAGACUACUGAAAUUCCAUUUAUUAGUACACAAAAAGGGUUUAAUUUACCCUUUUUAUUU